Molecule: messenger RNA, 508 nt
Organism: Ceratina calcarata
Lineage: Eukaryota; Metazoa; Arthropoda; Insecta; Hymenoptera; Apidae
Product: omega-conotoxin-like protein 1
Exons: 3
Coding region: 105-332 (75 amino acids)
Source: RefSeq, a predicted model, not a curated record
GACGCGACCUCGUGGUAGUAUAAAAGCGUAGUAUACAUCAAGCACUGGAAUCAGUGUUAAGAAAGCAACGUCUCGAACAACUCUGGUAAUAAACACAUUUCAAAAUGUCCAAGUUUAUACUUCUCCUUUGCGUUGUGCUGUUGGCUACAACUAUUAUCCAUGCUGCUCCCGAAUCUUGCGGCCGUCACGGUGACUCUUGCGUCAGUAGCACGCAGUGCUGCAAAGGAAUGAGGUGUCACACCUACGCUGGUAGAUGCCAAGUGAUAAUCACCGAGGAGGACCUGAUGCGUCAACGAGAAAAGAUCUUGGGUAGAAAAGGAAAAGAUUAUUAAUCGGUCAACGAACUCAGAACCUCUUCAAGUGGACAAACCGUUAAGAUUGAUAAUACAGGAAGAAGCCACGUUAUCACGUUGUGAAACUAAUAUCUAUAAAUCCAGAAAAGUGUGACUCAUCAGUUGUAAAUAUGGAACAAUGGAACAAUAAAGAGAACAAAAUCGGAAGUGAAUAA